CAGCGUUGAACGUUGAACGUCUGUCACCCAACGGUAUCUACGUCUGGAGCUCGGACUGAAUACUGUCUACGCACAUAUCGAGGUCAUGUCGGAUUCUGAAGCGCAAGUGGCCGAUGUCAAGGCUGAGGCAAUUGAGCAGACAGAAGUCGGAGAUCUAGUAGUAGUAGAAAAAACUCGAGCUAGAGUAGUCACGGUUGUGCGUGAAGAGCACCCGCAUCACGUUGAAAGUGAAGCCGAGGAGGACGACGAAGAGGAGGACGAGGAGGGAGACUUGAACGACUUCCUCGCGAGCUACCCGGAUGACACACAAGAACUAGAAUUGAUCCAUUCCCGUCUCAACUCGCUCGCCAAUCUCCGCUUGCCCCGGUUUGCCGCCCACCUCAAGAAGCUCUGCCUGCGCCAGAACCAGAUCUCCUACCUGGACCCCCAAAUCUUCCACACCCUUACUAAUCUCGAGGAGUUGGACUUUUACGAUAACAAGAUCAAGACCAUCGGGGACGCCCUGAAUAAACUGUCGAAACUGACCGUCUUAGACCUCUCAUUUAACCUCCUACGAGCCGUUCCUGAGAACUUGUCGUAUCUCACGUCCUUGGACACUCUGUACUUUGUUCAGAACAAGAUUUCGAAGAUUGACGGUCUUCAGGGCAUCGGCUCCACGCUGCGAAGUCUAGAACUAGGAGGAAAUAGGAUUCGAAAAAUCGAGAAUCUUGAUGCCCUCGUUAACCUCGAAGAGCUGUGGCUGGGUAAGAACAAGAUCACAAGGCUCGAGGGUCUCGAUACCCUCAAGCGUCUCAAGAUAUUAUCGAUACAGUCAAACCGAAUAACGAAGAUCGAGAACUUGGAACAACUGGAGAGUUUGGAAGAGUUGUACCUCAGCCAUAAUGGUAUCCAGCGGCUAGAAGGCCUGGAUAAAAACCUGAAACUCAGGACACUGGACGUAGGGUCGAAUUUCAUCCCGGAGGUUGAGAACGUCUCGCACCUGACAUCACUCGAAGAGCUUUGGAUGAGUGGUAAUCGGAUAGAGAGCCUGCAGGCGCUCGAGCCGCAACUCAAGCACAUCAGCACGCUCGAGACCAUCUACCUUGAGGGAAACCCGUGCCAGCGGACCGAGGGUGUGAAUUAUCGGCGGAAGAUCAUGCUCGCGCUGCCGCAGCUGAAGCAAAUUGACGCAACAUACACCAGAGCGGCGGCGUGAUUGGUUUAUUCUAUUUCGGAGCGAACCAGGGCGACCUUAACUGCAAAUGUAGACUAUGUAGGUGUAUUGGCUCUUGUACGUGUCAUAUAUGAGGGCGUUGGAAGGGGUUUUCUCCCCGCUAUUCAAUGAAUCCUGUGCUUAAUGAAAGGCAGUAUUUAAUUUUGCCUUCCGUGCA
Molecule: messenger RNA, 1370 nt
Organism: Gloeophyllum trabeum ATCC 11539
Lineage: Eukaryota; Fungi; Basidiomycota; Agaricomycetes; Gloeophyllales; Gloeophyllaceae
Product: L domain-like protein
Exons: 9
Coding region: 86-1195 (369 amino acids)
Molecular function (GO): protein binding
Source: RefSeq, a predicted model, not a curated record